UAGUUGGACGUGCAGGCAAAAGAAAGUCGAAAAAGUCCACUUCACAUGGAGUGAAUGCUAGUUUUCCAAUGAUGGCUGCCUAGUUAGAGAGAGAAAAGUCCUGAAUCCUUGUGUGAGAGUUGAGUGUCCAGAGAUUCCCAUCGGACUGGUUGGCAAGCUAGAAGAUCCAAGGCAAACGAGCAGUGAUUGUGGUUGUUGAUUGUUGGAUCGGUUGUGAAAUAAUAGUUAUUGAACCCUUGCUUAGACGCCCCAUUUGUGAUUCCAGGUGGAAAUAGAUAUGGCUAAAUUGGUGUUCACCAAGCAAGUCCAGGGCCAACUCUGUGACCCUGGAGAGAAGGCUCUUCUGUCUUGCGCUACGGAUGCCAAUAUCCCGGGCCUGACAGCCACAUGGCUCAAGGAUAACAAGCCUUUGGAUGACAAGAUCGCGGAUCGUGUGAAGGUCAUGGCUAAAGAGAACCACUUUACGCUGGAGGUAAAUGGCAGCGAUCCGGAAGACAGUGGGCAAUACACUUGCCGCGUUUCCAGUCCCAAUGGCGACACCAUCACCUGUUCGGGACAUUUGGAGGUCCAUAAAUUGACCCCAGCGGAAAAGAAGGAACGUGAGGAAUCGAAUCAUCCUGUUUUCUUGGUAAAGCUCCGAGACUCCGAAAUCCUUCACGGGUCCACGGCCUCAUUUAUGAUCCAUGUUAAAGGCAACCCCAACCCGGAUGUGAAAUUUUACAAGGACGGAGUUGAAAUCAAGGAAGAUAGUCGGAUUUCCGUGAAUCGUGAUCAUGCUCCCCAUGGGAGCUACGAGCUCACUGUUCAUCAAGUGAAAGAGGAUGACUCUGGAAGUUACUCUGUGGCUGCACUCAACACCUGCGGAACCGCUGAAUGUGUGGCUGCAGUCACCACCAAAGACGCCAAGGACGUGUUUGCCUUGCUUCAAGGCCACGAAAAGAAGGUGGCGGCUGGAGAAGAACCCACAUUCACGUGGUUCAAGUCGGGACAAGAAUUCGACCCUGAGGACAGGUUCAAAGUCUUGUUCAAGGACGAGGAGGACACGCUUGCGUUGGUGUUCCAGCAUAUCAACCCCGAGGAUGCUGGCCUCUACACUUGUGUCGCCUCCACCUCCACAGGAAAAAUCUCUUGCUCAGCCGAACUCUCUGUGGAAGGAGGGGUCCAACAACUCUUGAAGGAGCCGGAACCGCCGAAGAUUAUUUCUUCUUUGGGAGACGUCGACUCUGCCGUGGGCUCAUCCGCCAUGUUGGAAUUCAAGAUGAAGGGUUAUCCCAGACCCAACAUCAAAUGGUCCAAGGAUGGGAAACCGAUUCAAGCCGGAGGCCGUUUCAAGUUCGUCAAUCCUGACCCUGAGACGUGCGCCCUUAUCAUCACCAAGGUCGAAGCCGACGACGAAGGCAAGUACGAGGUUGUCUUGGAGAACGACCUGGGACAAGCCAAGACCGAGGGUAAACUAGUUCUGGCCGGAGCCCCCCAGUUCAAGGAGAAAAUUGGGGAUCAAACCACCGCCAUCGACGACCCGUGGAAGAUCGUGGCCAAAGUCACCGGCAAUCCUCAACUCACAUGGUACAAGGACGGUGUCCCAAUCAAGGAGGACGGACGGAUCAAAUGCGUCAAGAUCGACGAUGAGACCUUUGAGCUCCAGUUUACGUCAACUCAAACCGAGGACAAUGGCAAUUGGGCCGUAAUCGCGAGAAACCCUCAGGGUGAAAUGUCGCAAUUCUUUCAAUUCUCGGCUCAGAUGCUGCCUAGAUUUGAGGUUAAGUUGUCGGAUGUGGAGACCAACGAGAACAAGGAGGUCGUUCUUAAGUGCAAGAUUGCUUGCAUUCCUCCGCCUGAGGUCACAUGGUUCAAGGGCGGUACGGACAUCACCAAGGAUCCUCGGUUCAAAGCCAGCCGUGACAAGAGUGGCUUCGAUUGCUUACAGAUUCCCAGCAUUUCUCGCGGAAUGGCCGGGGAAUUCGAGGUGAAGGCCACCAAUGACAUGGGAACGGCCGCUUGCAAAUGCAACGUUAAAGUCAAUACCAAGCCCGUGUGUGACGACAUGGAAGACUCUGACGCCUUUGAGAACGACGAGUUUGCGUUCAAAAUCGAAUGUGACGGCGAUCCCAAACCCGUGUGCAAGUGGACCAAGGAUGGUAAAGCCAUCGAUUUGGCCGAUGGCCAUGUCACCAUUUCCGAGAGUAAUGGUAUCUACUCACUGAAUUUGAAACCCGUGAAAAUGGACGACAAGGGCAAGUACGAAGCAGAAUUCACCAAUCGAGCUGGAGAGAAGAAGGUUGGAGCCAAUCUCAACGUGUUAGCCGAGGAUGAGUUGAAGAAACCUAAGUGCAUGGAGGACCUAAAAGACAAGAAGGCCAAUAAAGGUGAUAAAGCCUUCUUCCAUGUCAAAAUCCGAGGAGAGCCCACCCCAACAGUGAAGUGGUUUCUGAACGACAAAGAGUUGACCGAAGGCGGACGCUUCCAUAUGUCCGAAAAGGACUUUGUUUACCGUCUGGACAUCAAGGACAUUUCAGAAGAUCUCGUUGGUAAGGUCAAGGUCGUAGCCAUGAAUGAAAAUGGAGAAGACUUGAGAGAGGCUGCUCUUGACGUUUUGUACGAGCCAGAGUUCGAAACUAUGGGCGAAUUCAAGGCUGGACCGGGAGAUGUGGCGAAGGUCGUAUGCCGAGUGAAGGCCUCGCCUGAUCCCGACAUUUUCUGGUCCCGAAAGGGUGAGGAUGGAAAAGUGGAAAAGAUUGAAAUCAAGCCUGGUUCCAAAUGGGAAAGAUGCCAUUUGUCAAUGGAAAAGGAUGGACCCUGGGAGGUUCACACUCUCACCAUCAAGGAUACAGUCUUGGAGGAUGCUGGUGAAUAUCAAGUAAAUGCCAGCAAUCGUGUUGGCAAGAAGGAGGUCAUCGGAAGCCUGAAAGUGGUCACCGAGCCACCAAAUUUCCCUGUCCCGUUGCACGAUGUCAACACCAAGUUGGGUUCCACUGAGGUGUUCCAAGUUGUGGUUGGCGGUGUCCCCAAGCCGCAAGUUCAAUGGAUGAAAGGCGACAAAGAGUUGAAGAAGAACAAACGCAUGCUCUUGGAGGAGGAGGAAGUUGACGGGGGCAAGAUCAAGUACAAACUGACAAUCACGGACAUUGACAUGAAGGAUUUUGGCGAUAUCGUCUUGAAGGCCACCAACAUGGCUGGAGAGGCUGAGUCUGUGAGCGUAUUCCAAAUCAACCCUGUCAAACCUACCAUUGAAGCAGACUUCCCCAAGAUUGCCGAGAUGAAAGAAGGCGGCGACUUUGUGCUCACUGCCAAAGUGGACGGAUCUCCCCCUCCAACGGCCAUUUGGUUGUGUGAAGGAGAGCCCGUUAAAGCCGACGGCAAGAGAAUCAUCAUUACGGAGGAGGAAGCCGACGAUGGCAAUGGCAUCGUGACCACGCUGAGGAUUGUGGGUUGCAAGGACGAGGAUAGCGGAAAAUAUACUCUAUUGGUGAAGAACUCGGCCGGAGAAGCUCACAUGGAUUCGGUUCUAGAUGUGGCUGGAAAGCCCAAAGCUCCAAAGGUCAUCAAAGAAAUCGAGCCGAAAGAAGUCACCAUCCCUGGAAAAACUCAACUGAAACUCUCUUGCAAAAUCUCAGGUCAGCCCACACCUGCCAUCAAAUGGUUUCGCGAUGGCAAUGAGAUCAAGGUUCGCAAGGGCGUUUUGAUCUCUCAGGAUGCUGGUGGAGGGGCUACCCUCAUCAUUGAGAAGGCCCAAGUCAGCGACGCGGGUAAAUACACUGCCCAAGGUAUCAACGAGGUAGGACAGGCUGAGACUUCGUGCACAGUCCAUGUCACUCAGCCCAAUGAAGAGCCGAAGUUCACUUCCUUGCUACGGUCGGCGAAGGCCGUCGAGGGAUCACCGGUGAAGCUCGAAGGAAAGGUUACCGGUCAUCCCAUGCCAACUAUUAAAUGGUUGAAGAAUGAGCAGGAAUUCAUUCCUGACGGCAAGCGUGUCAAAGCCUUCAUGAAUCCCGAUGGAACCUUCGGUCUUAUCUUUGAAACCACAGUCGGUGACGACAAAGGUGCCUACACUGCCGUGGCCGUUAACGCUGAGGGAGCAGAGGCCAGGUCAACUGCCAAUGUGGCCAUUCGAACCAGAAUGAAGGAGGGCGUGGAAAAAGCCUUGCCGUCUUUCGCCAGGCCUCUGGGAGACAUCGCUGUGGAUGAAGGCCAAAAGCUCAGGAUUACCACACCCAUUCGAGGUAACCCCGUCCCGACUUUUUCUUGGACCAAGGAUGGCAAACCAUUGGAUUCUGAUCGCGUUCAUUUCUUCAGUGAUGGAGAAUUGAUUGGCAUGGAAAUUUCCGAUGCCGUCUUAGCUGAUGCAGGCAAGUAUGAAUGCCAUUUGGUCAACGAAGUUGGUAAGACAACGGGGGAGUGCAAUGUGACCGUGCACAAGAUCUUCAAACCACCUGUGUUUACCAAGCAUCUGACCGAAGUGAAGCAAAUCCCGGGCUGCGAUGCGAGGUUCAUCUGUGAAGUAGGAGCCAAUCCAAAACCAGAGAUCCAAUGGCUCUUUAAUGGUAAACCAGUCGAAGAUGGAGGCCGUUAUAAGAUCAAGACCAAUGGUAACAUUCGAUCGCUAAACAUCAAGAAGAUCACGGAGGCCGACAUGGGCGAGUACAAGUGUGUGGCCAAGAACAAAGAAGGUGAAGCUGAGAGUAAGGCCAACCUCGAGGUCGUUGAAUAUGUGGAACGCAAGCGCAGCAACGCUCCUGAGUUCUUGAAAACCUUCGGAGAUGAACUUGUCUUCCGAGGCAUGAGUGCCAGAUUCACCGCUUUGGUCAGUGGCGAUCCUGAGCCCGAGUUCGAAGUUCUAUUUAACGGCGAGCCCCUUUUGGACUCUGACAGGAUCCACAUCAGCCGUGAUCGAUCGGGCUUAAUCCGAGUGAACCUUGUGUACGUGGAAGAAACCGAUAUUGGAAAGUAUGGCUUGCGAGUUUGGAACGAGCAUGGCGAAGCCUUCUGCGAGUCCAAGCUCAUGUAUGACGGCCUUGAAGUCCAACCUGACCAAUCAUUGGGUGAUUGCUACAUGGGAUUCGACAAAUACAGCAUCAGUGGACUUCCGAUUGCCUUGCCGGACAAGCCUCUGGUCACUCAAAUGUCGGACACGAAAGUAACUCUCACUUGGAAGCCGGCUCUGGCUUUGGGACCCAAUCUGGCACCCUACUACAUGGUGGAAAUGGCCGAGUACCCGGAAGGGGAUUGGGUCGAGGUUUAUGAGGAGGUCAGGGGCAUUAGCUGUGACAUCAAUGGCCUCACGCCCCUCCGCGAUUAUCGCUUCAGAGUUUCUGUUCGCAAUCGCUUUGGACUUAGUGACCCAUCGCCCUACUGCGUGGCCCAUAGGACACUUUUGGCGGAUGAUAUGAUUCCCAAGGACCUGUUUUUGGAAGAAGGAGCCAAAUUUGACUUGUCGCAGUCAUGCCGCUUUCCCAAGGGCUUUGACAUCUACAAGGAGCCCUAUGAAGGGUUCACUCAUGCCCCUCGGUUUUUGCAACAAGAGGAUAAAACGCAAUACGGUGUGAAGAAUGCUUCACCUGAAAUCAUGUGGAACUUGUACGGUUUCCCCAUGCCCGAUGUGUCCUUCAAGUUUGAAGGUCAGGACAUCGAGAUUGGGGACAAGUUCUCGUUCAACUACUCAAGGAAUGGCGUGGUUAGUCUUCAAGUGAGGGCGUUCUCCGCUGCUGAUGUGGGCGUUUACGAAUGUGUGGCACGGAAUGACUCAGGCGAGGCCAGUCAAUCGGUUCAAAUGCUCCUGGCCCAACCUCCAGAAUUCAUUCGAGCUCCCACCGAAGUCAACUUGGUGGGGGUCAAUGGAGGCAAGAUCGAAUGCCAGAUCUUUGGUGUGCCCACGCCCAAAGUGGUGUGGUACAAGGAUUAUCAUCCACACAAGGAAACAUUCCGUGUUCAGGCCUACCAUUACCCUCCAGAUGUGUACACCAUGUACUUCGAAGACUACAUCACCAAGGACGAAGGUCUUUACACUGUGGUGGCUUCCAACAUGUGUGGCUCUAUUAACCACUCGGUGAUUGUGAGGAUCAUGGAGGACGAGAGGGAAUAUGAAUGGAUGACCUACCGGAGGACCAAGCAAAUUAUCCCCAAAACACGUGGGUUUGAUAAAUACUAUCACAUGUGCGAGGAAAUUGGCCGUGGCACUCAAGGAAUAACUAGCUUCGUACAACAAAUCAUGCCCAUUGAAGCCGACCAAUCAGGUCACCACGUGGUUGAGGAGGCGGAUUCCAAGUACUGGUGGCUUCAUCGCGGAGUAAAGGAACAUGCUCCCACCAUUGACCCAGUCAUGAUCCCGUAUCGCUUCACUGGCGGUAACUUUGCAGCCAAAACAAUGCACGGCACCGGACAAUUCAAGUCAUGGAUGAUGAACGAGUUCGAGAUGAUGAACUUGCUCCAUCACCCCAAGCUGAUCCGCUUGGUGGAUGCCUAUGAUGCCCGGGAUGAGAUGACCCUCAUCACGGAAAUGGCCACUGGCGGCGAGCUCUUGGAUGUAGUCACCUCCGAGAAAUACAUCACCGAGAUCGAGGUGGCCAUGAUCGUUCGGCAAAUUCUCGAGGGCUUGGAAUACAUGCACUCCAAGAGCAUCGGUCAUCUCGGUUUGACCCCCUGUGAUGUACUGUUCACUCGACCUGGAGGCACCGACCUCAAGAUUGCCGAUUUCUCCCUCGCCAAACGAAUUGUGGGCAGUGUCAAGACUGAAUACGGCCAACCCGAGUUUGUGGCCCCCGAAAUUGUGAACGGUGAAGGAGGUGGUUUUGGAUCUGACAUGUGGUCAGUGGGCAUCAUCACUUAUCUCCUACUGUCUGGGGUCUCUCCCUUCCGUGGCCAGAAUGACCGGGAAACCCUGCAACGUAUCCAAAUGGGGGAUAUCGAUUUCGACUUUGAGUUGUGGCAAAACAUCUCCCGAGAGGCCAAACAUUUCGUUGCCAACAUGCUGGUUUACAAACCCGAAGAGCGAAUGAGUGUUCGCCAAGCACUGGCUCAUCCUUGGCUCCAGAUCCUCAAGCAACCUGGCAUCGAAAUCAGUGAGCAGUAUCAAAUCUCCACCGAGAGAUUGAGGAACUAUUAUAAUGGGUUGAAGGAAUGGUAUGCCAACGCCUCCUGUGACUUCUUUUACCGUCGACGACCUUUGGCCGGGGCCUUCACUCAUCCCUCGUGCAUGGUUUAUCCACCUGGUGAGCCUGAGCCCAUGCCUGAGAGGACCCCCGAACCACCCAAAUUGGAGGAGAGAGAAUGGCGUCGACCAUCUUACACCAUUGAGCCAUUCGAGAACCCAUCCAAUUACCAAAUUGGACCCGACUCGUACUUGCUUCAAGUCAAGGAUCCCGGGUUCCCGGCACGGCUCCGAGAGUAUCUGGGUGUGGCUCGAACAACCAGCAGAGAGUUUAGGGAUGUGACGUGCCCCAUUGUGAAAGAGCGGAGGCGAUUCAUUGACGUCAUGGAAGAGGAAAUUGAGAUUCGUCGAGAGGAUCGCUUGGAGGCUUGGGGUCGAGAUGAUUUCUCGAUUUAUAAGCCCCACAAGGUCCUCCAAGUUCAGGAGGGUGAAGAAGUUACCAUGGAGUACACCAAGGAGAGGGAGGUGAUCGAUGGAACCACGCCUUUCUUCAGAGAGAAGCCCAGUGAUUUGGCUUUGGCUGAGGGCGAGCCUCUGGAGAUCACCUGCAUGGUGGCCGGGGAUCCCAAGCCCUCGAUCCAAUGGUUGAAGAACGACCUCGUGUUCAUGGAUGACUCGAGACUCUCUUUGUCCAGUGAUGACGUGGGACGAUCCCGAUUGAUCUUGGAUCCAGCCAUGCCAUCUGAUGCCGGUCUGUACAAGAUCGUAGCUCGAAAUGUGCUCGGUCAAUCCGUUUGUAACGUGCGCGUGGUUCUCGGAGACAUACCUGAAUCGCCGGACAGUCCAAUUGUGGAAGCAAUGACUGACACGGACAUGCUCUUGUCGUGGAAGACACCCAGUCGUCUCAACCAUUCCCCCAUCAUCUGCUACAAGGUCCAAAUGGGCUACAUUGAUACGGACAUUGAUUGGGUGGAUCUGGCCGACGACAUCAAGCACGAGUAUUUUGUCAUUGACAAUCUCCGUCCUUCCAAUGGCUACAAGUUCCGAGUGGCAGCUAUGAACAAAUUUGGCUGGAGUAUCCCGUCCAUUCCAUCUGGCAUUGCCAUGACACCCUCGAGUGGAUCCAGCAAGGCCGAGUUCUACGACAUCUUGCAAAUGCUUCAGGCUCGAGAGGACAUCAACCUGGACUGUGAAGACAACAUCCUCUCCUAUGAGAACGAGAAGAAGGCUAGCAAGAUGUCAAAUGAGACGCCCAAGGAAGUGGAUUUCAUGUCCGAACUCAUGCUAGGUCAGUUCUCGCUCACUUGCAAUAUCAGUCACAAGGGUAAAAUCUCCACGGCCAAAAUCUACGACAAAUCGGAUCCUGACGGCGCGGAUGCGGCUAAGCGAGAGUUCAAAAAUCUCAAGUCUCUUCGCCACCAAAGAAUGGUGACCCUUGUGGAGGCCUUCGAGAACGACAAGAUGUGUCUCUUGAAGAUGGACACCUUACCCGGAACGGAUGUUUUGAGUUAUUUAGCCGAGCGUGCCACUUAUUCCGAGCAAAUGGUGGCAGAUAUAGCCAGUCAGGCGAUUGACGCCCUCGGUUAUAUUCAUUGGCGAGGCAAGGUCUAUCUCAAUUUGGAGCCGGGAAACAUCAUUGUUUGCUCGGGUCGCUCCCUUGGCAAGACUGUCCAAGUGAAAUUGGCCAACUUUGAGACCGCUCAAACGGUGGCCGAGACCGGAACACAAAUCAAAGGAUCCUACAACUUCGACUAUGCCGCUCCCGAGAUCCUGAAGGAGGCCCAAGCAUUUCCCCAAUCCGAUGUGUGGAGCUUAGGUGUUCUCUUGUACGUGCUUCUGUCCGGUCAACUCCCUUUCAAGGGUGAGACAGCAGAGGAAACACGGGACAAUAUCCUCAAUGUCCGGUUCAAAUUUGAGUGGCUUUACAAAGAGACCACCAUGGAGGCCACCCGAUUAUUGAUGUGGAUCUUUAAGAGCACUCCUUGGAAACGUCCCUCAUUGGAAGAGAUCCAAACUCACCGUUGGCUGAAUCCCUUUGAUUAUAUGGCGAAGAAACGGGCCAGAGCUUAUUUCCCAUCUAUCAGGAUACAGAAAUUCGCCCGAGAAUACCACCGAUCUCGCCCACGGAUGGAAAUGGAUGCCGCAUCGUUUUUCUCCAAGAUGCUUGAUUAAGCGGCAACAGGCAUUCCCGAUAAAGGUCGUUCGACGAGGAAGACCAUCCCAUUGAUAAAUCCACAGCAGCAAAAACCUUAUGUCUUCCCAUUUGAUCUUAGUCUUUGUCCUUUUUCUGUCUCAUUGUCUCUCUUUCUCUCUCUCUCUCCCCCAUGUCAAUGUCUGAAUAAAGUAUCACUCUCCACUUGAAAAAACGUUGCAAUACAAUGGUGACAGCUUUAAAAAAAUACA
This is a messenger RNA of Tigriopus californicus, 9487 nucleotides long. RefSeq names its product obscurin-like (gene Obsc). The transcript has 24 exons. Gene Ontology annotation, molecular function: protein kinase activity; ATP binding; protein binding. Gene Ontology annotation, biological process: protein phosphorylation. The coding region runs from base 278 to 9256 and encodes 2992 amino acids. NCBI's taxonomy places the organism in Eukaryota, Metazoa, Arthropoda, Copepoda, Harpacticoida, Harpacticidae. The record is from RefSeq and is a predicted model, not a curated record.